Molecule: messenger RNA, 414 nt
Organism: Fusarium musae
Lineage: Eukaryota; Fungi; Ascomycota; Sordariomycetes; Hypocreales; Nectriaceae
Exons: 1
Coding region: 1-414 (137 amino acids)
Biological process (GO): polyketide metabolic process
Source: RefSeq, a predicted model, not a curated record
AUGUCUCACUCACAGGCUAUCAACCGAUUCAUCGAGUUUAUCAACUCAGCUGAUGCCACCAUUGGCAACGAAGUCAUCCACGAGUCAGCUGAAUUCCACGUCCCUUUCGACGAAAAACCCCUGAAGGGCAUCAGCGGAUAUCUCGAAAUGCUAGGCAUGAUGCGCGCCGCCUUUCCGAAUAUCCAGUGGGGCGUCGAGCAGAUAAUCACAGAAGGAGACAAAGUCGUGCUGCGUUCCAAAACCCGUGGCACUCAGACCGGUCCUUUCAUGGGAUUUGCGCCGUCUGGAAAAAGCUUCGAAAUCGUUGGAAUGAACCUCUUUACACUCGCGAAUGGGAAGAUUGUUAAAGAGCAGGGGUUACCUGAUCUAUUUGGGAUCCUUGUACAGAUUGGAGCAGUUAAAAUUCCUUUGUAG